AUGGACGACAAUGGCGAGGAUUGCGUGUACUUCGGGCGCGCGUUGGAGCGCGAGGAGGGCGCGGGGGGCCGCAAGCUGCACCUGGCGGUGGCGGAGGGGCGCGCGAAGCAGGCGGUGCCGCCGUGGCAGCAGGAGGCGCGCGACGAUGAGGGCAGGCGGCGGUUUCACGGCGCGUUCACGGGGGGCUUUUCCGCGGGGUACUUCAACAGCGUGGGGUCCAAGGAAGGGUGGCAGCCAGCAUCGUUCCGCUCGUCGCGCUCGCAGCGCGCGGAGGUGCAGCCGCAGCGCGUGGAGGCGCUCAUGGACGCCGACGAGCGCCACGACGCGCAGCGCGGCGCCGUGGCGGCCCAAAGCGCGUUCGACACGUUCGGCUUCACCGCUGCUGAGCGCGCCCGCCAGCUCGCCCCCGCCGCGGACCGGCGCCCCUCCGUGAUCCCCGGAGGGGCCGUGGCAGAGCUGCUGGCGCCCGCUGCUGACUCCAUCG
This is a messenger RNA of Closterium sp. Naga37s-1, 484 nucleotides long. The record is from the annotation of a GenBank genome assembly. Lineage: Eukaryota; Viridiplantae; Streptophyta; Zygnematophyceae; Desmidiales; Closteriaceae.